AUGGCAUUACGAAGACGUCAACGAGGGAGCUCCAAGCUCGAGGAGCUGCUACCAACUCUCGUGACAGUCAAGGGCCACCACGAGUUCAAACUCGUUACUGCUAGCGGCAAGACCGCCGUCAAACCAGAAUCGACCGAGAAAACAUUAUGCGCUCCACGACCAAAGUUUACUACACCAUCCCACAGACAGCAGCCUCCUCCGACAAACCCACAUGGGUGCCCUCGCAGAAACCACACCGGACCGUUCCGCUUCCUGGAGCUCCCUCAAGAAAUCAGAGACGAAGUCUACUCAUACCUAGUCGUUCGCCAAACCCCCCACUCACCCCCCAUUCUCGACGCAACCACCAUUCUCAAAAACCGCAAGAAACGCCUCCAAGCACGCAAAACCAGGGAACGCCUCAACCAGCAACGCCUCUUAGAAGGAAAACGCCCAUCAUGUCCACACUCAACAACAACAACAUCAACAAAUCAUCCGGAUCCCAUCUUACAUGUCGACCUCCUCCGGACCUCGCAAAAGUUGGCGGAUGAAGCCACAGACUGCAUGUACUCGAAAAACGUCUUCGCAAUCUCCCUCGACAAACUGCCCCUCACAUCCUUCGACACACCCCCGGGUUGGGACCUCUCUCGCAUCAAACGCCUCCAAAUCGAACUGCAGCUCAAAGACGCCAUCCGCAUGAACCGCUACGUCGACUGGUCUUCUUUCUUCUCUUCCUUUCCCUCACUCCAGUUCUUGCGUGUGGUGCCGACGCUGCAUCCCCGCUACUACGAGUGGUCGCGCUGCGAGUUUACGGAGUGGGGAAGUAAGGAGACGCCUUUUGUGCACAAGGCGUUUUUUAGGGAGUUGCUGGUGGCGAUUCCGCAGUAUGUGGAUUUGAAAAUGGGACUGCCGAGGGAUGUGGCGGCGGGCGUGCAAGAGGUACAGGUGCAGGGGAAGUUGGGGAUCGACGAGAAGUUUCUGUGGGAUAUGUAUUUGGAGUUGGGGAAUAGGGUGGGUGUGACGGGGAAGCCGCUUGCGGUGAGUAGAGUUGUGUGUUGAGUGAUGUAUGGGUUUUACGGUCGAUUCACAUUUUGCAUACGUUAUACGGUGUUUUUUUUUCGUCUUCCUGUCAGUCAUGUCGAUUUUUGUCUUGCAUUGUUUAGCGAGCUGGUUUUGGAUUUCUCUGUCUAUUUCUCUUUCCUUCCCUCUCUCUCUCUCUCUCUGUCUCUCUCUAUCUCAAAAGCAAGUGGCGGGCCCUAGGUGUGUAAAACGGCCGGCCGCAUAAUCGCAAAAGGCGGCUUAACGAUUUCAAGCAUAC
Bipolaris sorokiniana ND90Pr is the source of this 1294-nucleotide messenger RNA. RefSeq lists its product as uncharacterized. The transcript has a single exon. Bases 1 to 1035 code for a protein of 344 amino acids. NCBI's taxonomy places the organism in Eukaryota, Fungi, Ascomycota, Dothideomycetes, Pleosporales, Pleosporaceae. The record is from RefSeq and is a predicted model, not a curated record.